Cylindrotheca closterium is the source of this 3402-nucleotide messenger RNA. The record is from the annotation of a GenBank genome assembly. Lineage: Eukaryota; Bacillariophyta; Bacillariophyceae; Bacillariales; Bacillariaceae.
AUGCCACCACGUCGAAAGAGGGCCAACUCGGAUGAUGGCAACGAUGCAAGACGAUUGAAAUCAUCACGAGCACAGGAGGAUGAUGAUGAUGAGUCAUCUUCAUCGUCGGAAGACGAAAACGGGUCAUUCUCUUCAUCUGAUAGCGACGAUGACUCUCCUUCUUCUUCUUCCUCUUAUUCGUCUUACACAAGUGAUAUAAGUCCUCAUCCACAAGUAUUUCAGGCAAUGCACCUGUUCGCUUUCGUACAAGGUGUUACAGAAAUCAAAGAUGGAUCCUUUCGCAACGACUUGGCCUUGCCAAAGAUUUCCAUUCCGUCGUCCGUGCAUUCGAUUGGGAAGGCGGCGUUUCAACAUUGUGAAAACUUGGUGCACCUUUCACUGGCAAAGGGUCUCUUGGUGAUCAAGACUCGAGCGUUUGAAAACUGUUCCUCCUUGCGAAAGGUCAAGUUUCCGACUACUUUGGGCGUGAUUGAAGCCUUUGCCUUUUUCUCCUGCAGUAGUCUGGAAGAUGUUUUGUUUGAGGAAGAGUAUCUCAGAGGAGGGCGCAUUAGAGAAGGAAAUCUUGGAGAGAUUGGAAAAGAUGCCUUCUCUCACUGCACUGCAUUGACCAAGAUAAAGAUCCCGCCAAAAGUGAAACGGUUGGGGGAAUACUCCUUUAGAGAGUGUAUCUGUUUAUCUGAGGUUAUUCUAGGGAAAGGAUUGAAAACGAUUGGCAAUGGUGCUUUCUUCAGAUGUGUUUCAUUGCAGAACCUAAAGAUUAUUGAUACAGUGGAGGUCAUUGAAGACUAUGCUUUUGCAGAGUGCCCUUCACUCUGCGAGUUGGAGCUUUCAGAAGGAUUAAAACGAAUCGGAAGUCAUUCGUUUGCGAAAUGCACUUGUCUCCCACAGGUGGCUCUCCCUUCUACCGUGGAAUUCAUUGGUGAUGAAGCGUUCCCGGCUCGACCAAGAGAUAACAUCGUCUAUUCAGGUGGCGAUGGUCCAUAUCAUCGAUGCCUCAAAAUACGUCAAGCCCUGAAAAUUGUCUCUUUUGCAGUUGGACUUCGAAGAAUUGGAGACGAUGCCUUCCACGGCUGUGGUUCGUUGACCAGACUUAAAUUCCAUUCGUCAAUACACACGAUUGGCAACUCAGCCUUCCGGUACUGCAAUAAUUUAAUCGACGUCAUCUUUGCACAAGGACUGAAGAUCAUCAACGGAAGUGCGUUCGAACAGUGCCAAUCGAUCCGAAAGGUCAAAUUUCCUUCAACUCUACAGUUUAUUGGAGCCAAUGCUUUUCAAUCCUGUACCGGUCUCCGAGACAUCGAAUUUCAAGAAGGCCUACGAGAAAUUCGAAAUCAUUCCUUUGCUCACUGCAAAUCAUUGUCCAAAAUAAGGAUUCCAUCAACAAUGGUGUAUAUGGGAGAGUAUGCUUUCCGAGAGUGCACGAAAUUAGAAGAAAUCGAUAUAAUUGGUGGAUUGACAAAGCUUCCAAACGGCGCCUUCUUUGGAUGUACCGAGUUGAAAGAUGUGAAAACUGGUCCUGGUAUCAAGGUUCUUGGAGACUUUGUGUUCAAGCAGUGCAAGGUCCUGAGGGAAAUAUCAUUUUCGGAAGGUCUAAAAACGAUUGGAUGUGACGCCUUUUCGGAGUGUUGGAAGCUAUCACAAAUUGGUCUUCCAUCAACGGUGGAGUCCAUUGGACAUAGCUCUUUCUCGCACUGCCUAUCUUUAUUGAAUGUGAAACUAGCGAUGAGAUUGGAAGAGAUAUCCAGCCAAUUAUUCUUUUAUUCGGGAUUGCUCAGAGUAGAAAUUGGGCCAAACAUCAGAGUCAUCCAGGCCUAUUCCUUUUACGCAUGCGUGUCUUUGAUCGAGGUAAUCCUUGUGAAUGGAUUGACGAGCAUUGGAGAAAUGGCGUUUGCAGAUUGUGGACGCAUGGCGCAUGUGAAUUUUCCUCAGACUCUGAAACACAUUGGCUACAAAAGUUUCAAAGGUUGUCAGUCAAUUUCUGAAAUUCAACUCCCAUCUUCGCUAGAAAGUAUUGGACAAAGUGCAUUUACAUUUUGCAGGUCUAUUCGAAGUGUCGAUAUCCCCUCGUCUGUAAAGACCAUCGGAGUCCGUGCAUUCGAAGAGUGUACCAAAUUGGCUGAAGUUGAUCUUCACGAGGGUUUACGAAGGAUAGGGUCUGGGGCGUUCUUUAGCUGCACAUCACUGUCCAGCAUUAAGAUCCCCUCAACAGUCGAAAUUUUGGAAAAGGGGGUGUUUUACAACGCCGUAUCUUUGGCUGAGGUUGACCUUCAAGAAGGAUUAAAGGAAAUAGGAAGCGACACCUUCUAUGCGUGCGACUCCUUGACUGCAAUUAAGAUCCCAUCCACCGUGCAAGCUGUUCGAGAUGGCGCUUUUGGCUUCUGUACUUGGUUGAUUUCUGUGGAGUUUGUGCGCAAAGACAUUCCGAGAUUCGAUCUUGGUGUAUUCCACAAGUGCCGAAGACUAUCCAAUGUGUUUCUUUCACCACAUGGGAUGGAACGUGAGCAGUGCACAUUGACUCGUUAUAGAAAGUAUACAAGACACUUCUUUGGAUGCAAUCUAUUGGAAAAGCAAUUCGGACAACAACGCGUUCUCAAAGGUGUGACUUCACGGUUCGACAAGUAUCCAGUGCAUAGGAAGUGUUAUUAUGCAUCUACGACAACUGCUGCUGAGCUGCGCCGCACAUGCCAGUCUAACGAAUACCAUUCUCGAGACUUUUUGGUUGAUCAGUUGAAAAUGACGCCGUUCCAUGUCCUUUUAUCGUCUCCGAGCUGCUCUGGUGACCUCCUGCAGGUGCUCCUGGAUGCAUACCCGCCCAUAGUAUUGGCUUGGCAAGACAUACGAAAGAAAUGUGCUAUGGAUUAUCUACACCGUAAGCUCUGGACCAGUAAAGUGAAAAUUCUGAUGCACAUGUGUCUUCUGGCUUUCAUGGUAGACCGAGUUGGCCGGUGGGGUUGUAAAGAACAAGUAGAUGCCAUUUCGCUCAAGGUAUCCGCUGUGGUUGAGCAGACGGACAAGGACAAACGAGCUGUCUUGCUGCGAGAAGCGUUCGAAUUGCUACACCAAUAUGAAAUGAAAGGUCGAGUCUUUCAGUUGGAGCUUGCGUUGUGGAAAUCAUCGAUAGUUUCCUGCGAAGUAUUAGCCGAUGGUGCUGUGUCGGAUCGGUUGCAAAGCCGGGUAGUGUCUGGAACCUCUGUUGUGAUUCCAAGUGUCAUUGCAUUCCUCCAACAAAAUCAAUCCAAUAAUCCUCAGCAGAAUGACACAGAGGUAGACUCAGAUACCGAUAGCUCCUCAAGCAUUUCGCUCGCCUCGAUUGUGGAGAUUUCUCAAAUCGAGUCAGAUACUGAGCCAGACAGCGGGGAUGAUGCGUCGAUGUCAAGUGGGGAUUCAGGAAGUGAAGACUAG